UGGCAAAGGGCAAGAGGAAUGUAAACACGGGACCUGGAGAGUGGUUAUCAGGUAACUGGGGCUACCCAGACCGUGGUGGAAACGGGAGGAAGAGCAGGAAAAGGAGGCGAGAGGGUCUUGUGGUUAAGGGAAGAAGGAGCUUCACAAGUUGGAGGUGAGACUCUACAGAGCUGUGGCAAAGCCGGAACAAAUGGCUUCCUUUGGAUGGAAGAGGAAGAUUGGUGAGAAGGUCUCAAAGCUCACUUCCCAGCAGUUUGAAGCUGAAGCUGCUGAUGAAAAGGAUGUAGCUGAGAAUGACGAAGGGAACUGGCUCCACGCCAUUAAACGUAGGAAAGAAAUUCUCCUUGAAGACUGUGCUGAGAAAAGUAAACAACUGAAGGAUGAAGGAGCCAGUAUGGCUGAAAAUAAAAGAUAUCGAGAGGCUAUUCAGAAGUGGGAUGAAGCACUACAGUUAACCCCAAAUGAUGCUACGCUGUAUGAGAUGAAAUCACAGGUCCUUAUGUCUCUUCAUGAAAUGUUCCCUGCAGUUCAUGCAGCAGAAAUGGCUGUCCAGAGAAAUCCACAUUCAUGGGAGUCUUGGCAAACUUUGGGACGUGCUCAGCUUGGAUUAGGAGAGAUAGUCUUGGCAAUUCGAAGUUUUCAGAUAGCCCUUCACAUCUAUCCAAUGAACCCUGAAAUAUGGAAAGAAGACCUUUCUUGGGCAAGAACGCUUCAGGAGCAGCAGAAGGCAGCCCAGAGGAUUAAAAAAAGUGAAGCGCCAGCGGAAGUAACACAUAUCUCACCAAAGUCGAUUCCUGACUAUGACUUUGAAAGUGAUGAGAUUGUUGCUGUUUGUGCAGCUAUUGCUGAAAAACAGAAGACAGUUUCAGAAAAUAAAACAAUGGUUAUUGUGUCAGCUUCUGGGACUGUAGAGACUGUAACUGAGAAGGAAGAUGGUGCUACACCACCAGAUGGUUCUGUUUUUAUCAAAGCCCGAUGAAGCAUAGCAGGAAUUAAUUGAAUCUGUCUUUUUGAUUGCCACUUAAAGAGUUAGGAAUGGGGGCAUUUACUCUUGAGAAACAGGGUAAAACUCCUGUUUGUAAAAUAAGUUUUUCAGAUGAGACAUAAAAACUAAAUGGUAGAAUUAUUGUAUAGUGUUUGGACUAUGCUUUGAUAAGUUAUGAUUUAAACUUCGUAAGAUUAGAAUUCUGAGUACAAUGGUUUUUGAUUAAUAAAUUUAAUCCAAAUAUAUAAAUGAAUACAUUUUAAAGACACGACUUGAAAAGUGAAUUCUCAAAUAGUGAAUAACUUGAUGGCCAGUGUUAUUAAAAUGUUGAUCGUUGACUUCUGUUUUAUGAUAAAGGAGGUUGGUGAUUUCUUCCCCUCCUAAAAAUAUACUGCUGUUACUAUUCGCUCUUCUAUUUUUCUUGUUUCAUUGGAGUAAGUCUGUCACAAAGCUUGAAUAUUUUUGACAUUCAUUGUGAUUCAAAGUUGUCAUUGGUUAUAUGUAGAUUCUUUGAAAGUUGGGCUGGCAAUGCAUGCAAAUAUGUACAUUCUGAACAUUUUCUGUAUCUUCUCUUAUUCUGAUUUGUGCUUAUAUUUUGACUUUAAAAUUAUGAUAGCGGUGGUAGUUAUCGCCUUCAGUGUUGGAUGUGUGAAGUACUAACAAGUGUAAGAAUGAUGGUUUUAUUUUUUAAUUGUUAAAGUAGAUAGUCCUUACCACAAGUGAGUCAUUUUUAAGAUGUGCUUUUUAAAAACAUGAAUGGCUCUUCUCCAGCUACAUCAUAAAUUGUACUGCAGUGUUGUCCCAGUCAAAAGCAGUAUUUUCUUCAUUUUUAAAAGCUUAAAAACCUUGAAAGUAACUUAUCUUUUGCUUGUAACUUUCCAGCUGAUGGUUUGGUAGUCCUUUUCUAGAUAACUUGUUUGGAACUACUCAGUGAAAUGAGAAAUAAUCACAAUUUUAAAUAGCUAAAUUAUAUCUUUCUAAAAAUAAAAAAGUAGGGAUGUUAUUAUUAGAGUGCCAGUGAGUGACUAAGUUAGGCACAACAUACAUGGAAACUGAAAUGUGAUUUAUAGUACGAUCCCAUGAGUAAAGAAGAAUAUAUUGAAGAAAUAGUUCUUUGAAACACCAUAGUUACAUCCACAAAUCAAUACUGUCACUGCUAAUGUGAAUUAUUAUUUUUAUACUGCAUAUAUUGUAGUGUAAUUAUAUAAAACUACUGGGUACUGUUACUUCUGAUACUCAGGAAGCUGUUAUUGGUGUAAAAUUAAUUUUAUCCUUUAGUAAGUUACUUUAAGAAAUCUUACCUUGUUUGGAGCAUAUAAAUAAUGGUCUACAUUUUUAUGAGAUGAUUUUUAAAAUAUUUCUUUUAGUGGAAUGUUCACCUCUUUUUUUUAGAGUCAGAGAAGUCGGCACUUGCCUUGAAAAGUAUUAUAUUUUCCCCCAAAGUUAUAUUGGAAAGUUAGCUCUGGUUAGAGAGGUUAGUUUUAGAAUGAUCCGAAAAAACGCCCACAAAUAUUAAUUAUAUUUUAUUUUGUUAAAUAAGAAAUAUUCUCAAAGGGUAGAUAGUUGGGUAUCUAGAGAAGUGAGCACUUAUCAUUUGGUAUGUUGUUUUAAGUAAUGGGUAUUUGUUUAUUGUAUAAUUUGUGAAUAGUUUUUGCUGUAUUUUAAAGAUUUGCCUAUUAUUUUGUGUUGCUAGCUUUUGAAAAAUUAGAUUUAUUUUUUUCUCAUGUAAAAAUGAAAUAUGUAAAGUAUCUUGUAUGGUGUCUCGCAUCUGAAGUACUCAGUAAAUGCUAGCUUUUUCUAUGAAGAUCUUGAAUUAGUUUGGAGAUAUUUAACCUCUAUUUCUUCUGACUGUAAGAAAGCAGAACUUUCUUUGUAAUCUUUUCCUUAUCUGAAAGUCAGAAGUCACUACUUCUGAUAUUAUAGGACAGAUGGUUUAUCAAUUGGGGAUUCUUAUUGGUAUAAGGUCUAUGUUCAACCCCAAGAGGCAAGACCCAGGGUGGAGUGCAUGUAGCCACUAGAUUCUGUUGAAGAACCCAGUGUUUUCUCUGUGUUGACAGGGGUAGGCCAGGUUCUUCCCUUCCUUACUCACAUGUAAGACAUAAGAUGGUUUACACAUGAGGUGGAGGAAAGAAAGAAAUAGUGAGUUAUGGAGAAAGAAAGCAGCUCAUUUCUCUAGGCCCCCAAAAUGCUUAGCUAACACUCUUCUAUGCAUGAAGAGAAAAAUAUAUAUAUUAUUUUAUAAGGAUGUGAAUAGUGAUAUACUGAAAUCUGCUAAGCUUGUUAACUGUAAUAACAAAUUCUUUUGAAUCAAAAAAAAAUUGAUGUUUGUGAUAAUAUAAAGAUGUUUAAUAUACUUUGUGAAACAACACUGAACACCAAAAUUAUACUGUAUAUAAUUUGUAUUUUUCUUGUUUAAAAACUGUGUGGCAUAGACACUCAUUAGUCAGAAUACUACACAUCCAGACCAUGCCUGAUAAUUUGAGAAUCACAUAUUAUUCUCUAGACAACAGAUUCUUAGAUUGUAUUCAUCUUAAAUGUGCUAACAAAUACUACAUAAACAUUGAAAAGUCAUGCAUGGUAUAAAUAAUAGAAGUUAAAUCUACUGCAAUUGGGGUCUAUGUGCAAAAUUUUAUGGUACCGUUGUAGUCUAAGAAUGAAAACCUUUUAAGUUGAUGUUACAUGGCAAAACUAUAACGAAGACUUAAAUAAAAAGCUUUGUCACAGAAAGCUGGAGUUUCCCUGA
Rhinolophus ferrumequinum (greater horseshoe bat) is the source of this 3728-nucleotide messenger RNA. RefSeq names its product tetratricopeptide repeat domain 33 (gene TTC33). The transcript has 5 exons. Gene Ontology annotation, molecular function: protein binding. Lineage: Eukaryota; Metazoa; Chordata; Mammalia; Chiroptera; Rhinolophidae. The coding region runs from base 191 to 979 and encodes 262 amino acids. The record is from RefSeq and is a predicted model, not a curated record.